UAGAAAUCAAGAUGGGAAGCCAAGGCAUGAGUUCACCGAGUCCCUUGGUGGUGAAGAAAUCGCAAGUGGUUAUAGUGAAACCAUCAAAGGCAACCCCUGAUGUCUCUCUUUCUCUCUCGACAUUCGACAAUGAUCCUUACCUCGAAACCCUCGCCAAAACCAUCUAUGUCUACGCCCCACCCCCGAACGACCACGUCCACGAUCCAGCUUCCCUUUUUCAGCAAGCUCUCUCUGAUGCUCUUGUCUAUUACUACCCUCUGGCUGGAAAACUUCACCGGGGAUCCCACGAUCAUAGAUUAGAGUUGAGGUGCAGUCCCGCGGAAGGAGUCCCCUAUGUGAGGGCUACCGCAGACUGCACUCUCUCUUCCCUCAAUUAUUUGAAGGACAUGGACGCUGACUUAUACCAACUCGUACCGUGUGAUGUAGCUGUGCCCUCUGGUGGUUACAACCCUUUGGCUUUGCAAAUCACUCAGUUUGCAUGCGGAGGGAUCACCCUUGCAACGGCUCUCUCUCAUUCCUUGUGUGAUGGUUUUGGAGCGUCUCAGUUUUUCAAAGCCUUAACUCAGCUCGCCGCGGGAAAGACACAACCUAGCAUCAUCCCCGUUUGGGAAAGACAUUGUCUUACCUCUAACAACUUUACCUUAAACGGGCAAGUGGAGGAGGGACAAGCUCCCAAGCUGGUUGACUUCGUAGAGGCUUGCUCUUCUGUGGCAACUUCCCCCUACACACCCACUAACGACAUGGUAUGUGAGAUCCUCAACGUGACAUCCCAAGAGAUCACUCAGCUCAAGGAGAAGGUUGCGGGGGAGGUCACGACUCUAGAGAUUCUUGCAGCCCACGUCUGGAGAGCAAGGUGCCGAGCCUUGAAGCUAAGUCCAGAUGGGACAUCUCUUUUCGGAAUGGCCGUGGGUAUACGCCGCAUUGUGGAGCCACCGUUACCGGAAGGCUACUACGGGAACGCAUUUGUCAAAGCCAACGUAGCAAUGAAGGCUGGAGAGUUGAGCAACUCACCGUUGUCUCACGUUGUUGAGCUCAUUAAAGAAGCUAAGAAAGCGGCACUAGAGAAGAGGUACGUGUUGGAGCAGCUAAGAGAGACAGAGAAAACGUUGAAGAUGAAGGUAGCGUGUGAAGGAGGGAACGGAGCGUUCAUGUUGCUUACUGAUUGGAGGCAACUUGGAUUGCUAGACGAAAUUGAUUUUGGGUAUGGAGGAUCGGUGAAUAUUAUACCAUUGGUUCCCAAGUAUUUGCCGGAUAUUUGCAUUUUCUUGCCGAGGAAGCACGGUGGUGUUAGAGUGCUAGUCACUCUACCCAAACUUGGCGCCGUUAAUCGCAGUCGCAGUGGAAUCAGAGCAGCUGCAAACAUGGCAAGAGGAUUGAAGAAGCAUCUAAAGAGGCUCAAUGCUCCUAAGCAUUGGAUGCUUGACAAACUUGGUGGUGCCUUCGCUCCCAAACCAUCUUCUGGACCUCACAAGUCAAGGGAGUGUCUUCCUCUUGUUCUGAUCAUCAGGAACAGGUUGAAGUAUGCUUUGACUUACCGUGAAGUUAUCUCUAUCUUGAUGCAAAGGCAUAUCCAAGUUGAUGGCAAAGUUAGGACUGACAAGACUUACCCUGCUGGAUUCAUGGAUGUUGUAUCCAUCCCCAAGACCAAUGAGAACUUCCGUCUUCUGUAUGACACCAAGGGACGUUUCCGUCUCCACUCCAUCAAGGAUGAGGAAGCAAAGUUCAAGCUUUGCAAGGUUAGAUCUAUCCAGUUUGGUCAGAAGGGAAUUCCUAACUUGAACACUUAUGAUGGUCGAACCAUCCGUUACCCUGACCCGCUCAUCAAGCCAAACGACACCAUCAAGCUAGACCUUGAGGAGAACAAGAUUGUUGAGUUCAUCAAGUUUGACGUGGGUAAUGUUGUGAUGGUGACUGGAGGUAGAAACAGAGGCCGUGUGGGUGUGAUUAAGAACCGGGAAAAGCAUAAGGGAAGCUUUGAGACGAUACACAUUCAAGACUCAACAGGACAUGAGUUUGCCACAAGGUUGGGCAAUGUGUUCACCAUCGGCAAAGGAACAAAGCCAUGGGUAUCUCUUCCAAAGGGCAAAGGCACAUUUCCGGCGGAAUCUCUGAAGUGGAAGAACAACGGUUUGCUCAUUGAGCAGAAUGAAAUCAAAUAUGAUGUGAAGGAACAAUUAGAUUUUUCCUUCAUUAACAACCACACAUCUCCUCCAUUGUCCCUACCAUCUAUGGUAACUCAGCCUUUACCUCAACUGGAUGUAUCCAAAUCUGAAAUUAUGUCAAAUAACAAAACCUCUGAUGACGGCUACAAUUGGCGCAAAUACGGGCAGAAGCAAGUCAAAGGAAGUGAAAACCCUAGGAGUUACUUCAAAUGCACGUAUCCAAAUUGUCUCACAAAGAAGAAAGUGGAGACGUCACUUGUGAAGGGUCAGAUAACUGAGAUUGUCUAUAGAGGAAGUCACAAUCAUCCCAAGCCCCAAUCCACUAAGAGAUCAUCUUCCACCGCUGCAGCAGCACAUCAAAACAGCAGUCAUGGAGACGGUAAAGACAUUGGUGAAGAUGAAGCAGACGCCAAGAGAUGGAAAAGAGAAGAGAAUGUGAAGGAGCCAAGAGUAGUGGUUCAGACAACAAGUGAUAUAGACAUUCUUGACGAUGGCUACAGAUGGAGAAAGUAUGGUCAGAAAGUUGUCAAGGGUAAUCCCAAUCCAAGGAGCUAUUACAAGUGCACAUUUACAGGAUGUUGUGUAAGGAAACACGUUGAGAGAGCAUUUCAAGAUCCCAAAUCUGCUGCAAUGGCCUCUCCUCUUCUCCCGACUUCAACUACUCCUGAUCAUCUUCCCGGCGGCGAUCCACAGUUGCUGAGCUCUCUACGCGUCCUUUUGUCCCGCGUUCUAGCUUCCGUCCGUCACGCUUCUGCCGAUGCCCGGCCUUGGGCAGAGCUCGUUGACCGGUCAGCAUUUUCUCGGCCUCCAUCGCUCUCAGAGGCAACGUCACGAGUAAGGAAGAACUUUUCCUACUUCCGGGCCAAUUACAUAACCUUAGUGGCCAUCUUACUCGCCGCGUCUCUGCUCACGCACCCUUUCGCUCUCUUCCUCCUAGCAUCGCUGGCCGCUUCUUGGAUUUUCCUCUACUUUUUCCGUCCGUCUGAUCAGCCAUUGGUCAUAGGAGGACGCACGUUCUCCGAUCUUGAGACGCUAGGGAUGCUCUGCCUCUCCACUGUGGUGGUGAUGUUCAUGACCAGCGUUGGAUCGCUCUUGAUGUCCACUCUGGCCAUCGGAGUUAUGGCCGUGGCCAUCCACGGAGCGUUUCGUGCUCCCGAAGAUCUGUUUCUUGAAGAACAAGAAGCCAUUGGAUCAGGCCUUUUCGCAUUCUUCAACAACAAUGCCUCUAACGCAGCUGCUGCUGCCAUAGCCACCUCCGCAAUGUCACGAGUUCGAGCCUGAGAUUGUUGAAGAGACAGACAUUCCUACACCGCAAUUCCAAAGAGUGAUAUUUAUUCAUAUUCAUUUGCUUCGUAUUGUAUACAAUUGAAUUGUUGUAACAUGUAACCAUUCUUUUGUCAUUUCUUUUUGCUUUGUUUGUUACUGGACUAUUGAAACACAAUUCAGAUUAAUAUACACCACCAAGACUA
This is a messenger RNA of Arabidopsis arenosa, 3631 nucleotides long. The record is from the annotation of a GenBank genome assembly. Lineage: Eukaryota; Viridiplantae; Streptophyta; Magnoliopsida; Brassicales; Brassicaceae.